GCGUUGCGAGCCGCGCGCACGUGAGCAGAGUGUAACAAGGCGAGAGAGAGACAAGGGGCGGCCGGGAAGGGGCUCCGGGGCGGCCAGGUGGGCCGGCGCGCGUGCGCGAGACAGGGGGCCCCGGGAGGCGCGCCCGCCGCACGUGUGAACGGGCCGGGCGCUCCCGCGUGCUCGCGCCGCCGCCGCCGCCGCCUUCCCGCUCCAGGGCUCCGGGCCGCCCGCCUGCUCCGCCGCUUGGCGCGCCGGCCGGGGUCGGCCCUUGGAGCCCAUGGCCGGCGGAGGGUGGCUGGUGCCCGGCGGGGAUUUCCUGUCCCCGCAGCCGCCGCCUCCGCCUCCCCCGCCGCCGCCUCCCCCGCCGCCCGCCGCGGCUGCUGCAGCUGCUUCCCCCGCGCCGGAGCCGCCUCCCGACCUGGAGCCCUGGCGGGAGCCCCAGGAGAGCGACAAGCACUGGGCGCUGCGCAGGCAGUUCCUGCAGCGCAACCUGCCGGGCGCCGACCUGCAGCGGCUGCUCGCCCUCUCGCACGUCUGGACCAACCACGUCUUCAUGGGAUGCAGGUAUGGUGCUCAAGUUAUGGAGAAGGUCCUGCAGAUGGCCGAAGGGAUUGAUAUUGGUGAGAUGCCGUCAUUCGAGUUGGUGCCUGGCGCAAAGGCAACGAAACGGCCACGUUCCCCGCUUGACGACUCUCCUUCUCGCAGUUCUGAACCUGCCCGAAAACAGGCCCCCAGAUUCCGCGUCAGGCCUCGUUUUGAACCCAUCCACUUUGUGGCCAGCAACACAAAAGAUGGAGAGAAGGAGCAGCAUUCCAAAAACCAAGCACAGGAUGCCAGAGAGAACAUCACCACGCAGCAGAUACAAAACUAUGCAGAUCGAGUCUUCAGCAGCUUCAGUACACAGGAUGGGGACCUCCAGUUUUCCAGUUCCAUAGGCUUGGGCUAUGCAAGUAGCCAGACCGGCCAGGUAGAACCCAAGGUGGUUUCCAAAACCAAAGACACUCCCGCAAGUGCUGGUGCAAUGGUUUUGGCCUCCCCAUCUCUCAUCCAGGCCUCCUCCGAAACAUUCCCCAAGUCAGUGAUCACAGCCAAACAGUGUUUCAUUAACAAGCUUGUGCUGGCUGUCCGCAAGAACCUCGCUAAUCCCGAUGCUAGCAGCGGGCCUGAUAAAAUUAACUACACAUACCUAUUGACACGGUCGAUACAGGCUUGCAAGACAAACCCCGAAUAUAUUUAUUCUCCCUUAAAAGAGAUCUCCCCUGGGGAUCUCCCCAAGAACAAGAAACUUCUAAAAGAGGGCUUUGCUUGCGAGGUCAGGUGUCAGAAUGUGUAUCUGACCACAGGAUAUGCCGGCAGCAAAAACGGGUCCAGGGACCGAGCCACAGAACUGGCGGUGCUGCUGCUGCAAAAGCCCGUGGAAGUCAAAGUGGCACAACGGAAGUUCAAGAACACCACCCGAGAGGACUUGGUCCUCUGUGAAAGUGGGAUGUCGCCUCCUGAAUUUCCACCGGCACUCAAGCAGCUGGAUGACUUUAUUGCUGCUAUGCGGGAAUGCACCCCUGGGCAGCCAAACUCAGACCCCCAGCAAGGCCCCAGCUCCACGAAGCACUGGACUAACUUUGUCCUCACGGAAAAUGCCAGCGAUGCCAUUGGGAUCCUCAACAACUCAGCCUCCUUUAACAAGAUGACUGUCGAAUACAAAUACGUCUUGAUGCCGAACCGGCUGUGGCGCUGCAGCGUCUAUUUGCAAGAUCACUUUUUAGCGGAAGGGUACGGCACCAAGAAAACCAGCAAGCAUGCUGCGGCGGACGAGGCACUGAAGAUCCUUCAGAACACUCAGUCUAAUGCAGGAGCCACCAAAGCGGUCCAGGUUCAGAAAGUGGGUAGCGCCACACGAAAUCCGGCCAAAAAGAAGGACCUGAAAGAUCUCGUCGUCUACGAGAAUUCAAUGAAUCCGGUCUGCACUCUGAACGACACCGCUCAGUUCAACAAGAUGACCGUGGAGUAUGUCUUUGAAAGGAUGACAGGGAUGCGGUGGAAAUGCAAGGUGAUGCUAGAAAACGAGCUGAUUGCCGAAGCCAUUGGAGUAAAGAAGACCGUCAAGCAUGUGGCAGCGGAAGAAGCAGUAAAAGUUCUCAAGAAGACGCAGCCGACGGUUGUGAACAAUCUGAAAAAAGGCACAAUUGAAGACGUCAUCUCUAGGAAUGAGAUCUGUGGGCGUUCAGCCGAAGAAGCUUUGAAGCAGCAGAUCAAGGAAGACAACAUUGGGAAUCAGAUUUUAAGGAAAAUGGGCUGGACAGGGGGUGGCUUGGGCAAAAGUGGAGAAGGGAUACGGGAACCGAUUGCUGUGAAGGAGCAGUUCAAAAGGGAAGGACUUGGGCUCGAUGUGGAAAGGGGGUCCAAAAUCACCAAGAAAGAUAUUGAACAAAUCAUCCAGAAUUAUGCAUUCUCAGACAGUAAAAUCGAUCUGACUUUCUCAACCGAACUUACCAACGACGAGCGGAAGCAGAUACAUCAGAUUGCUCAAAAAUACGGCCUUAAGAGUAAAUCCCAUGGGCAGGGCCGUGAUAGAUACCUGGUCGUUAGCCGAAAGAGGCGCAAAGAAGAUUUGCUAGACCAGCUAAAGCAAGAUGGCCAAGUUGGCCAUUAUGAACUCAUUAUGCCCCAGGAUAAAUAAGGCAGGAAAGCCUUUCCUGGGGACGUCCAUGCUGAGGCUAAAUUCCCCAUUAAACAGAGGAGGGAGCUGUGCAUAUUGUUGUGAGAACAAUGAUUUUAAGAAACAUGUUUUACUUGCUCAUUUGAUUUCUGAAACUUAGGACUCUAAAUCAGACUUCUGUCCAAACAUCUUUAGUGCAGUCCGGAUAAAUUAGUGCAGUUAACUGUUGUACGACAUCUUGGAAAUGGCUGUGCUCUCAACACAUUUUACUAGUUUUGGAAUAGCAGAAACACUUCCAUCUACUGGAAACUUCAUACCCAUUCUUUUUUUUUUUUUUUAAAGGAUACCCCUUUUAAUUUUGCCUUUUAAACAACUUUUAAAACGGAUGAAAGGAGAUGGCAGUAUGAAGAAAAUUAUAUGUAAAGUUGGUAAUAAUAAAUAGAAUUUUAUUUCUGGACAUGCAAAGAAUGGCACGUUUUGUAUUUAAUAUGUUGGUUAUGUUGAGGAUUGAGGGGUAAAGAUUUCUUCACAUAGGGGUUCUCAAACUUGGAUUCUCUCCCCACCCCCAGUUGAGGAUACUGGGAGUUGUUAUCCAACAUCUGGAUACCCAAGUUUGAGAAACUUUCUUAGCAUAUUCAGAAAUGCAGCAUUGUUACAGUAAUUAGGAUGAGAUGGCUCGGUUUACCCAGUGGCACUGUCCGAGCUUCAAAACUGGCACAGGGUGCAGAAUUGGCAACAUUCAGAACCUUGAUCUUGCUCUUUAAAAACAGACCAGCCAAAGUUGAGCAUUUUUACUUGCAUUAUCCUAAAUGUGUUUACUCAGAAGCAGGUUCUGCAGCUUAACCCCAACAGCGUGGUUAAGAUGGUAGCUGUAGGCCUUUUGAUUUCAAUGUGGGAGAUUUAUGUACAUAAGAUUAUACAUGUACAGAACUCUCCUUGUUAAAACCAAUGGGCUUUAAAUGUACUCAAUUUUGGCUGGGUUGUGCUUCCCGUUUCUAGACUUCAAUGGUUGUACAGGUAGGUUUGAAAGCUUGUAGCCGUAUGUUACGAAAUCCUGGGGAGGGCUGUUGUUCCUUUGCGACUCGCAGAUAGAUAUGCUUGUUCAACUUGUAUAGUUGUACAGGGUUUGCAAUUGGUAAUACCUUGGCAUGAAAUUUAAUGUUUCUAUAUGUGCUGCAGAACAUACACUUUACCUUUACCAACAGGCAUCUGUUUUCUGAAACAGGAGACCUUAAUACACUUCUUCUGACAGGAAAAUCAACAUGAGACAAGUAUUUUUCUCCAUACUCUGUUGAGCAGUGAAGUAUUAAAAACAAAAACCUCACUACACGUUCUUAGUCAUUUUGGGACGAGUGUGGUUGUGUUUGUUUUGAGACGUAGCCUCCGAUUACUUGUUUUCAUAUGCUUCCCUUGUGUACAUGUGCUUAUGUAUCUCACAGGGAGAGCAGCAAGUAAAAGGUUCUUCUCUCUU
This is a messenger RNA of Hemicordylus capensis (graceful crag lizard), 4118 nucleotides long. RefSeq names its product NFKB repressing factor (gene NKRF). Gene Ontology annotation, molecular function: nucleic acid binding. Bases 269 to 2668 code for a protein of 799 amino acids. The transcript is spliced from 3 exons. The record is from RefSeq and is a predicted model, not a curated record. Gene Ontology annotation, cellular component: nucleolus; nucleoplasm. NCBI's taxonomy places the organism in Eukaryota, Metazoa, Chordata, Lepidosauria, Squamata, Cordylidae.